This is a messenger RNA of Sphaerodactylus townsendi, 2491 nucleotides long. It is a transcript of the gene EFNB3, whose product is annotated as ephrin B3. The coding region runs from base 146 to 835 and encodes 229 amino acids. The record is from RefSeq and is a predicted model, not a curated record. Gene Ontology annotation, biological process: ephrin receptor signaling pathway; axon guidance. Lineage: Eukaryota; Metazoa; Chordata; Lepidosauria; Squamata; Sphaerodactylidae. Gene Ontology annotation, cellular component: plasma membrane. Gene Ontology annotation, molecular function: ephrin receptor binding. The transcript is spliced from 4 exons.
UGCCGCUGGGACCCUUCUCCACUGAGGACUAUGAGUGUACAAAGCUCACUACUCUGGUCCAGGCCAGGCGGGAGCAGUAUCCGAAGACCGCUGCACUUUGCGCACCCCCAACCUGCUGCUGACCUGCGACCGGCCUGAGCAUGACAUGCGCUUCACCAUCAAGUUCCAGGAGUACAGCCCCAACCUCUGGGGUCACGAGUUCAAGACCAACCAGGAUUAUUACAUCAUCACAACGUCGGACGGCACCCAGGAAGGGUUGGAGAACAUGAAGGGAGGUGCCUGCCUUUCAAAAGGGAUGAAAGUCAUCUUGAAAGUUGGCCAGAAUCCCAACACGGGCUCGAAAUCCCAGAAGUCACUUCCAGACACGCCCGCUGAGAAGGAGCGAGGGACUUCAGGUGCCGCCGAGCCCAGCAAGGAGAUGAACCCAGGAACCCCAACAGGAAACACCACGGGCAAGGUGGGGGGAGAGAACGGCCCCCUUCCUCAGUCCAACGUGCCCAUCAUCGCUGGAGCUGCGGGGGGAGCGGCCUUCGUCCUUCUGGUGGCAGCCGCUGUGACGGGAGCCCUGUGCUAUCGCCGACGCCGGGCCAAGCACAGCGAAUCGCACCACCCGCCUUUGUCGCUCAGCACCCUGACCAGCCCCAAGCGGGGCGGCGGGGGCGGCGGGGGCAACAACAACGGCUCCGAGCCCAGCGACAUCAUCAUCCCACUCAGGACUUCAGACAGCGCCUUCUGCCCCCACUACGAGAAGGUGAGCGGGGACUACGGCCACCCCGUCUACAUUGUCCAAGAAAUGCCGCCGCAGAGCCCAGCCAACAUCUACUACAAAGUAUGAAAGGGAGGGGCAGCCGAGUGGCCUCCGCUUGUGUCUCCAACCCCGAAGUGGGGGGGAGAGAACUCAGCACAGCUGGGGUGGAUGGGACGAGCCACCCUGCGUCUUCCCCGGACGCUUGACUACGGGGUCAGUGCCUGAGCCAUCCUCCAGAAGUCAGGGGGGUUACUGGGACACGGAUCCUUUUCUCCCGGCGAUCUUCUCUUUUCACUGGUUGUGGCCUGGCUAGGAUUGACAGAGCAAGGAGUGCAACCUCCCUACUUCCUGUCCAACCCUACUCUCCCUCCGCCUUUCUGCCUACAAAAGGGCUGAGCCCCCCUGCCUCGGUCCCGGAUGAAAUUAGCGGGGCACCACGUCACUCCUUGCCCGGCUUCAAGCCUCCUAGUGGAAGGUGUUCGUUAGUGGGCGGGUCACGCUCCGUGUUCAACCCAGAAAGGUUAUUUACCCAUUCACACGGGCAGGUUGAAAUGAAGUCGGGAGCAAAAACAUUCCCGCACAUUCAGACAGCGGUUUCUCCAAUAACGUCCGUGCAAACAUUCACAGUGAUUCACGGGAAAGUCAUUCACGGGAAGACACAGACAAGACGGGGGUUAGGAAUUCUAGGGUGGGAAAGGUUGCAUUUGGGAAAGUACUACUGAACUGAUUCCGUUAUUGCCUUAAAAAAAUCAAGGUUUACCUUCCCCCUCCAAGUGCCCCUCAAAACGGAAGUUUUUUUAGACUUGCCGUUUUGAAAUGUAGGAUUCAGAUUUCAAGGGGUGGAAAGUUUAGCUCUAUUUCUGCCCCCCACCCCAGCCCAGGUCAGCCUCUGGUAAAGGGGAGCGUACAAUCCACUACCUUUUGGUACCCCUCCAGAUGAUAGGGGCAUGGAGCCAGAGCAAUGGCCUUCCAUCCUCUUGGGUCCCUUUGGAAAGGGGGUUAAGAGAUGAUCUCCUACCCAAGGCUCCAAACCUUGGCUUGAAACAUUGAGCAGAUGCCACCUGAACCACUCCCCAGAUGACAUAGAUGCUGAAGGGCAUCCAUCUUGUCUUUACUGCAUCCCAAACCCCGAGCCUCCUCCUCUGCUCCUUGGAUGGGCAGAGGUUGGUUUGGAUAUAAGAUGAAGGAGGCCCCUUUCUCUGCCAGUGUUUGCAUUGGGGAGAAUUAACUGACAAGCACAAUCCCCGGAUUGGAUUUGACAUGAGAAGAGGAUUGCUUAUUUAUCCGCCGGCGGCCAUUUUGGGAGCCUUUUCUUGUUUAUUCGGUCGGCGAAAGCACCGGAGACAAAAUGGCUGCCUUUCCCCAAUCGGACCGUGGCAAGAAUCCGACGGGGUCGGCGUUGGGUUUUGUCGUCCAGUUUGGGGAGAAGACGGCUGUGACUGAAUUCCCACACGGCCACAACUGGCGGAUUUUCCGAAGCGGCGUUGUCGUGCGUGAAGUUUGUGAAACACAAAAGAGGCGGGACUUCGUGUAUAAGACUGGCUACAGGGCUGAGCUUUCCUGUUUUUGGCAGGGAAACAAAAAACAAAACAAAAAAAGAGAAAAAAUGUGGUCUUUUUCAGCUUUAACAGAGUUUUCGUUUGGGUUUUUUUGUUGUUUUUUUUUUGAUGGGAGAGUUUCUUAGCUUUGUCGGUGGAAUUUUAUUGUUGAAUCAUGUUGAUUAUAGAAGUUCUUGUGCAGUUU